AUGAAAAUAAAAGAUCUAGUGUUUAAAAGUCGAACUAUACUAGACAGUAGAGGAAAUCCGACCUCUGAGGUGGAUAUUUUGUACAACGAUCAUCUUUUUAGAUCAUCGUGUCCAGCUGGUGCAUCUGUCGGAUCAAAAGAAUGUGUUGUCAUAACUGAUAAAAGAACAAAAUACAAGGGUAAAAGUAUUGAUGAUGUACAUCACAUAAUAAGAGAUGUGAUAAUCCCGCAUUUAAAAAAUUCCGAAGUUAGUUUACUUGAUUCACAAAAAAUAGACGAUGCGAUGUUAGAAAUAGAUAGAUCUUAUAACAAACAAAAUGUGGGUGUAAAUAGUAUUCUUCCACUUUCCAUAAGUUUUUGCAAGUUAUCAGCUUUUUUAAAUAAAUUAAAAGUAUAUAAUUAUAUCAGUAAAAUUUAUGAAAGUAAACCAAGUAUUCCAGUUCCCCAUUUUAACAUUUUAAAUGGAGGUGUGCAUUCUGGAAAUAAUUUUUCUAUUCAAGAAAUAAUGAUUGUUUUUGAUACAGGCCAUAUUGAAAAAGAUAUUGAGAAUGCUAGCGUCUUCUACCAAGAACUUAAAAGAACAAUUACUGAACAAUAUGGCAGUCAAUAUACUAGUGUAGGGGAUGAGGGCGGAUUUGCACCGCCGAUAAAAGAUAUGGAUGAAGUCAUUAGGCUUCUUGAAAAAACCGGUACUGCUUGUAAUAUUAUUGAAUAUAAAAUAGCAUUAGAUAUAGCUGCUAAUAGUUUUUAUAAAGAAAAUAAGUACAUUUUAAAUGGGAAAAGUUUAUCCUCCGAUGAACUUUGUACUUUUUAUUUAGAUUUACUUAAAAAGUAUCCUAAAAUUUAUAGUAUAGAAGAUCCGUUUUCAGAGGAUGAUAUUGCUGGAUGGGAAAAAUUUUCAAAAGAAGCGCCUUCUAAUUUAAAUAUUGUAGGUGAUGAUCUCACAGUUACAAAUCCUAGUCUUGUAAAAAUGGCAGGAGAGAAAGAGUUGUGCAAUGUUUUACUGGUGAAGCCUAAUCAAAUUGGUUCUGUUAGUGAGACGAUUGAGGCAGUUAAAUUAGCCAGAAGUUACGGUAUGAAGAUAAUGGUUUCACAUAGAAGUGGUGAAACAGAAGACAAUUUUAUUAGUGAUUUUUCUGUCGGCAUUGGUGCCGAUUACAUCAAAUCAGGAGCUCCAUGUAGAGGUGAAAGAGUUUCAAAGUAUAAUCAGUUAUUAAGAAUCAGUGAAGAUUUUAAACAAUAA
Vairimorpha ceranae is the source of this 1242-nucleotide messenger RNA. RefSeq names its product enolase. NCBI's taxonomy places the organism in Eukaryota, Fungi, Microsporidia, Nosematidae. Gene Ontology annotation, biological process: glycolytic process. The coding region runs from base 1 to 1242 and encodes 413 amino acids. Gene Ontology annotation, cellular component: phosphopyruvate hydratase complex. The record is from RefSeq and is a predicted model, not a curated record. Gene Ontology annotation, molecular function: phosphopyruvate hydratase activity; magnesium ion binding. The transcript has a single exon.